This is a messenger RNA of Dromaius novaehollandiae (emu), 3418 nucleotides long. RefSeq names its product NME/NM23 nucleoside diphosphate kinase 6 (gene NME6). Gene Ontology annotation, biological process: negative regulation of cell growth; negative regulation of mitotic nuclear division; UTP biosynthetic process. The transcript is spliced from 5 exons. Bases 49 to 597 code for a protein of 182 amino acids. Lineage: Eukaryota; Metazoa; Chordata; Aves; Casuariiformes; Dromaiidae. The record is from RefSeq and is a predicted model, not a curated record. Gene Ontology annotation, cellular component: mitochondrion. Gene Ontology annotation, molecular function: nucleoside diphosphate kinase activity.
CGACAGGCGACGGCCCCGCCCCAGCGGCGUCACCCGCGCGACGGCACCAUGGCGGCGGCGCGGCCGCUGCAGCUGACGCUGGCGCUGCUGAAGCCGGACGCGGUGGCGCAUCCGCUGGUGCUGGAGGCCGUGCACGAGACCAUCCUCAGCAACCGCUUCCUCAUCGUGCGCGCCAAGGAGCUGCGCUGCGGGCGGGAGGAGGGCCGCCGCUUCUACCGGGAGCACGCGGGGCGGUUCUUCUACCAGCGGCUGGUGGAGUUCAUGGCCAGCGGCCCCAUGUGGGCUUAUAUCCUGGCUCAUGAAAACGCUAUCCCCCUCUGGAGAUCCCUUAUGGGACCCACCAAAGUAUUCCGAGCCCGGAACAGCAUGCCGGACUCCAUCCGAGGAGCUUAUGGCCUUACGGACACCAGGAAUACCACGCAUGGCUCAGAUUCACCAGCAUCAGCCAGCAGAGAAAUUGCCUUCUUCUUCCCAGAGUUCAACGAACAGCUCUGGUACCAGCAGGACGAGCCACGUCUGCGCAGUGGGCAGGUGUAUUACAACGCAAAGGAACGCGUCCACUGUGUCUUCAGGGAUGAGGAAACAGAGUUGGCCUGAGCUACCUGGCAGCAUGGUUUGCUGAGCAGGAUGCAGCUGCUAUCCGCGCUGUCUGGGUCGGCCUCAUGACAAGGCGUAGAGCCAUGACACGUUUUGAGGAGUGUGUGGGGAAAAAGACGUAAUGCACAUUACGUUGUGCUGCCUGGGAUUAUCCCAUUCAUGCAGCAUACAGAUGCUGGGGCACUUUAGCAAACCUUACCUCUUAGCAGUACUCCGAUUUGACAGACACUUAGGCGUGCAGUUCAGCAGUUCACUAGUCCCUAGUGUGCUUAUUCAUCUGAGAGUGCUGCAGGUGACUUCCUCAAAGGACUCUGUGGGAAAGGGGCUGCUAGUUCUGGUUAUAGGCAGUUGAGGUGAGUGGCUUUGUUGAUAAGAAUAGACCCCAAAUUCUUAAUAUCUGUUCUGUUCCCACAGUCCCUUAAGGAGAAAAGAGGAAAAAAGAAAAUGAAAAAGUGCAGCAGUGAGCAGGGCAAUAUUAGCUCUUCUGUCCUUGCCUGCCUGGAUCCAAGCUGAGAAACAAGGUUGUCUUUAAUGUUGUAUCAUGAUUCAAAUUUUAAGCUUCUGGUGGAAGGCAUAGUUAGAAGCCAUUCUCAGAGGGAAAGCGGCAUACCCUAUGUUUGGUUUAGUCUGGGCUGGCAGGCCUGCAACAGAUCUCCUAGAGAAGUUGCAGAAGGCCUGGUGGUAGUAGGUAGAGGGUAAUCCACUGUCUGUGAAGGGUCUUAUGUUGUGUGCUUUCAGAUUGCCUGGGGCAUGAGAUCCGGUAGUUCCUGUGAAAGUUUACUGUGGUCAUUAGGGCUAUGGAUCUUGUAAAUUAAUAUUAAAAGGCCAGAAAAGAUGCGUUGCACCUCAUUGCACAGAGGCUGUAGGAGUUGCAACAGGAGCUCUUUACGUUAAGCCGUGUAGCAAAACAGCUAAUGGUAACUCAAAGACUUCAUUGCACAUGGACUGACUGGGCAUUACAGCACUGAUUUUUAUAUCCUUUGCAAAUUAUACUGAUGAAGUGUUUUAAUCAUCCAGAUAAUUGAUAAAAUGGUUAUAUGCUGUAUGAAAACUUGGUUUUAAGGGACACUGCAGAAUUCUGCCAUGCCUGUUUUUGUCUUCCUGUUUGCUGCAUUUUGAGGUCUGCUCAUGUGUGAGGUUUUUAAUCCAUUUAAACUGUGCCAUAGUAGCUUCUUACAAUGCUAGUUUUUAAAAGAGGUUUCAUGCUGUACUGAGUGAAGUUCUUUUGGAUAAUUUCAAAUUCACCGUGUAAGUGAAGUAGCUGUAUUCAGUAACAAAUCAGUAUUUGUAACAUACUUAGGAAAUUUGUUUGUCUGCCUUCUCUCAAGUUUUGCUUGACUGACAUCAAUGAUGCUAGUCACUAAAGCUUUGUUGAUUGAGUCUCAAAUUAACCAGUGCAUUAUUUUAUCACAGACCAAAGGCAAGUUAGUCUCAACUAGUUCCUUUAAGACAACUGUGUAGAAGGUUGGACAUCUUGAUUGAAAAAACGUUUGGAUUGAAAAAUUGUAGGAAGUGCUGCCAUAUAUCUUCCUUUAGUAAAUGUAUUAACAUUUUUGUUCCUUCCUUAUCAUUAUACAAGAUUAAAUGCAGCCCUUAUUUUGUUCCAGAUACGAAUCAAACAGAUCUGGUGAAUAUUUCUGCAUUUUUGCAUUCAUUGCUCCUUUUUUUUUUUUUUCGCACUAGCAGCAUCUAAUGGUAGAUCUGUGCAUGACCUAGUGUGCAUUAAUAUGGAUCUGACAUCUUGCUGUCCUUAAUGCUACUGGUGAUUGAUAUUUUAUUGCUUCCUGAGUUUCUCUUAAGUUAUGUGUGUUUUUCUUCUAAUUAGUAAUCCUUACUAUUUCUUCUUUCUACUUUGUAUUUUAUUUGUUUUCUUUCUUUUUUGGAUAUUAAUUUGGGAUGUCCUUCCUUAAAUGAUAAUUCCUGCUUUACAUUUUUCAUUUUAAAUGCUUAUCUUCCUGGUCACUUACAGUUAUUAUAUUCAGGGAAACUGGCCCAUUUAAAUUUCCAAAUAUAAAUAACAUUGGCUGAUGGCACAGCGUUUUCACAGAAUACUUGUUAUCGGGUCAGUCACCAUUACUUAUGUGGCUGUCAGUAGUUAAGUCAGUUAUUAUUUUUUUGGUCCACCAAGACUGUACCGUAGUAGAGGUCCUCACAACCAUGCAGUCCCAUUUCCCCAGACAAGGUGGUUGUUUCACAAAACAAAAGAUGUUCUGUGAACUUCAUCAGGGAAUCUAAUAUUGAAAUAUUUGGUGUGAGAUGCAGGAGUCACUGUGUCAAAAAGUACUUUUUAAUGUCUAAGGAGGUCUCUGGUUUUAUGAGAUGACAGCAGAUGUUCUCUAUUUUGAGAACUCUCCUGAAAGUAGUCUUUUUUUCCUUGUAAGAGCUCAAGAAAUGGUUUUGUUUUGUUUUGUUUUUAAACUUCUUCUGUAGUGACUCUCGGCAUCUGUUUUGUACAUGUGUCUCUCAGUCCUGUGAUGAUGAAUCACCUUUGAUUUUGUAACUUCCAGUGCCUUUCAUUUAAAGCAACUUCUUGCACCCUUUUUCUCUUUUCUCUUCUUGCUCCACCCUCGCCUGUCCCCAGUCUGUUCUUAUGGAACAAGCUGAAACCAUUGGUGGGGUUUUCUGGGGGGAAGGGCAUGGGGGGGAGUGUUUUGGUUUGUUUUUCAACACUUGAGUCAAACCCUUCUUAGGAAGUCUUGGUAAUUAAUGCCUGGCAUAUGCUGUUUCUUCUCCUUCAUAAGGAUUUUUCAAUACCACUUGCUUACCAUUUGGGUUCCAAACAUCAUGAUGUAAAUAAUAAAAGUAAGUUAUCUGGUUGCCA